This is a messenger RNA of Theobroma cacao (cacao), 1381 nucleotides long. RefSeq names its product C2H2-like zinc finger protein. Gene Ontology annotation, molecular function: transcription cis-regulatory region binding. NCBI's taxonomy places the organism in Eukaryota, Viridiplantae, Streptophyta, Magnoliopsida, Malvales, Malvaceae. The record is from RefSeq and is a predicted model, not a curated record.
GGUGCCCAAACAGGCCUAUAUGAAAUUCCAGGAAACCGAGCGUUCAAAGCAUUGAUUUUCCGAGCAAAUAUUUUUGCAGAGAGAAAAAGCUCAAAUUCUCUCAUCCGAGAGAGAAAAAGAGACGAGGAGAGGAGAUGGGGAGAGGAGCGAAAGCAAUAACUUCAAUUCUCCUCAUUGAGUUUCUACUGCUGUACAACACAGUAUCUCAGCAGGGCUUGGAAGAAUCUGCUGCGGCGAGGACACUUCAGCAGGAACCACAUCAUACCAAUGAGGUACAUUGUUCCAGAGAAAGAAGUAGGGCAGCCUGGAAGAUCAUAGAGGAUUAUUUGAUGCCAUUUUUGGAAGAAGAAGGGUUUCAGAUUUCGACUAAGUGUAGGCUUCAUCCAGACAACGAUCUUUUCAGGGAUCAGGAGCAGCACAAGAUUAAUUUGGAUGUAAAUGAGUGGCGGUGUGGAUAUUGUAAGAAAAGCUUUCGAGCUGAAAAUUUUCUUGAUCAGCAUUUUGACGACAGACACUACAAUCUUCUAAAUGUUAAUCAAAGCAAGUGCUUGGCUGAUUUAUGUGGAGCUUUGCAUUGUGAUUUUGUGAUGAAUUCCAAGUCGCUCAAGGCUAAGUGCAACCCUGCUGCUGUUGCAAGGAAUCGCCAUCUUUGUGAGAGUCUUGCCGAUAGCUGUUUUCCUAUUACCCAGGGUCCAUCAGCCAGCCGCCUUCAUGAAUUGUUUCUGCACCAAUUUUGUGAUGCUCAUACUUGCUCUAGAAAAAAAAAACCCUUCCCAAAAGGAGGCAAGAAGCAAACAAGUGUACUCUACAUGGCUACGUCAAUACUGAUUUUGAUGUUGCUUCCUAUUUUCUAUCUUCUUUAUUAUUUGUAUCAAAGAGAAAUGAAUAGGGGAACCCAAGUGCUUAGGCGAGUGUCACAAGUUGGACGGAAAACAAAACCCUCAUAGUUGGAAGGGUGAUGACAAAAAAAUGAAGAUUGCUGCUUUGAAAUUUGCCCUUAAAUUGGAAAUUCCAAAAGAAUGUGUUCACAUUGUUGCAUGUCACUGGAAAUCAGAACGCGUAGCAUUAUACCAAUAUCCUCUUGAUAGUGACUUUAGUUUUUGAUGAUAAAGCAAAAGAUGUACAAAAAAUUCUCUUAUCGUAUGAGUGAACCGCACUUAGUCAUUUAAGUCACAUUGAGACUAUUAUAGAGUGUAUUAUGCAAAGCAUGGCCUAUGGUAGUUCUGUGAGGGUUAUAAGGAGUUUUGCAUAGAGAAUACUGUUUCGGAACUGCAGUUCAACAACCUAGGAUUUUGGAUGUUCUGUUGCAAGACAUUUUUUGAUCCAUUUUCCUUCUGAGUCCAGAUUGAGGUCAGAGAAUGUAAGCAGAAUUUAUGUUUUC